Messenger RNA from Dermacentor andersoni, 17587 nucleotides. Lineage: Eukaryota; Metazoa; Arthropoda; Arachnida; Ixodida; Ixodidae. The record is from RefSeq and is a predicted model, not a curated record.
CUUCAAGCGUGUGCUCUUCGACGACUGGUGCCAGACUCUAUUUGUAGGAUGCUGUCGACUCUGCGUGAACGUGUUGUGCGGCUCCAGUGAUGUUUCAGCUUUCCCACCACCACAGUCGCCUUCUGUAGGCCCACCUCAUAACCGCUGCUGUCGUUUUUUAAAGUCUGUUGUGGAUAGUCGUCGCGGACACUUCCUUCGAAAACAGGAUCGAGGACUUUUGUGACUAUUCUGGUAUUCGUUCGUACUUAAACCUGGUGUGUUUUUCCACGGUGCAUCAAGUUCUUCAGUACUCAUCAUCGUCUCCUCAUUGCCACAUCUCUUCAUUCUGAUCUAAAUCACAGACAAAGGAGGUCUGCUUCGAAGCGCGUCGUCCGGAACACAUGUUCGUCGUCUGCUAGCUCCCGUCUGCGUCGUCUGGUUCCUACGGUGGUAUCACUUGGUGAUGGUUCCUGUGACGGCAAAAUUCACCGGCUGGCUGUACCGCCUGUUCAAGAAAAUCAUCUGCCACGUGAUCCGUGACUCGUCGCUGGUCCCUUUCCCGGACCACCGAGACGACGGGACUCCGGGUGAUGCAGCGAGACCCGGGGCAGUGGCCAGCCGGAGAGGUGCAGGUUGCCACGGCAAGAUGUGGACAGUGCGCCUUGAGGGAGGGCCACGCCGUGUGAACCACGCGGCCGUGGCCAUCAACGGCAAAGUCUACUCGUUCGGCGGCUACUGCACGGGCGAGGACUACAACACUCGCAAGCCCAUCGAUGUCCACGUCCUCAACACAGUAUCCCUCCGGUGGGCACUGGUGCAGACGCAGUCGCACCCCGACGACGUGCCCUUUCAGAGGUACGGCCACACUGUCGUGGCGUACGGGGACUAUGCCUACCUCUGGGGUGGUCGCAACGACGAUGGAGCAUGCAACAUCCUCUACCGGUUCGACACCAACACCCUAACAUGGAGCCGCCCGAAGGUGUGCGGCCAUGUGCCGGGAGCACGGGACGGCCACUCGGCGUGUGUCAUGGGCUACCGGAUGUACGUGUUCGGCGGCUUCGAGGAGCAGGCCGACCGUUUUUCACAGGACGUGCAUUACCUGGACCUGGAGACCAUGCUGUGGCAAUACGUGCCAACCAGGGGCCAGCCCCCGCAGUGGCGGGACUUCCACUCAUCCUCGGCCAUUGGGGGCCGCAUGUACGUGUGGGGCGGCCGCGGGGACAGCCAGGGCCCGUACCACUCGCAGAGUGAGGUCUACUGCAACCGCAUGGCCUUCCUGGACACGGCCACCUCGUGCUGGGUGCACCCGCGCGUCGACGGUGUGCCCCCCGAGGGCCGUCGGAGCCACUCGGCCUUCGUCUACAGCGGAGAGCUGUACAUCUUCGGAGGCUACAAUGGGCUCUUGCUAACCCAUUUCGGCGACAUGCACAAGUAUGAUCCAGAGAACUCAUGCUGGAGCCAAGUGAAGAUCCAGCGGGAAGGCCCCUGCGCCAGGAGGCGCCAGUGCUGCUGCAUGGUCGGCGACCGGCUGUUUCUCUUUGGUGGCACAAGCCCAACUCCCAAUCAGGUAGCCAGGCAGCGGAUGGAGGAAUUUGAUGCCAAUGAUCUGACGCUCAUGGAUCACUCGGAUCUGCACGUCCUUGACUUUGCACCAACACUGAAGACCCUGUGCCUGCUAGCUGUCAUAGAUGCACGUAUGGACAUCAGCCACUUGCCACAGGACAUCAGGUGGGAGAUCAGUGCCAUGACAACAAACAACAGCAUCUCACGCCCGUCGCAGACGACGGGUUGAUUUGCCCCCACUGCUGCAGCGACGCAUUCUUGCGGUGUAGCCACCGGCGACGGGUGGCGAAGUUUGUACAUAAGUGGCGGCGUGCAUCAUCAGGCCAUCUCCUUCUCCUCACUCGGUGGACGAGACAUGGGGCUCUGGAACACCGCGCUCGUCGGGAAGCGGAUGGUCACCGAGCUCGUGGUGAUCUCGAGGAGGGGGGUGUCUGAAAGAAAAGAAUGUGCAAACAUGUUCCUCAAGCUCUUGGAAAGGGUUGCGUCUUUUGAUGUUCCAAGUGUGGUUGUGAAAGCAGCGAUUGCUGGCGAUUGUUGUUCUCUCGAGCUGGCUGAUAGUUUUUUUUUUUUUCUGUUCCCCAUUGAGGUCUCGUCGCCACCAUGCUGUUUACAUGUGUUUUCUAGUGCUGAAGACGAAAGACACUUUUGCUCGAGGUUCUUUUGAGUUUUUAACCCUGUAGGAAGUAGGCGCAGUGGUAUUUUGGUGUUCUGUACAUAGUCUUGUUUUUUUUGUUUUUUUCUCCCUUUUUUCCUUUGGAGGUAGAGAAGCUCAACCGAAGAGAGCUGUAGGACCAGCUUAAGAUGUGUUUCUUUUCACAGAAUUUUCAUAAGUCUAAGAGCCCAUUCCUCUUUGCAGUUUAUUUGCUGUUUUCUGUAUAGAUUUCUUUUUUCAUGAGAGAUUCACCAUUUAAAUAGCAGAGGUGUGCAAAUAUUUGAGUUUGACCUUCCAGUUUGCCAUUAGACAAGUGCUAACCAUUAUUUAGAUGGCAUCAUGCAACUGGUAAUAAUCUGUGACCGAUCAACCAUUGCAAAGCUUUCUUUAUUUCGUUCAUUGACGUGCUUCCAAGUCAUUGCAUGCUAGAUUAGUAUGAACUGUUAUUAAGUAUGAAAUUAUGUCACUGCGGCUAAUAAGGAGGUUCAGAAAGCAUGGCUAAAUUCAAGUGGCAAGUACUAGGUUGGCUUGAUUGGGUGAAUCAUGGUUGGUUUAAACACAAUUCGAAUGGGGAAGCAGGAGCUUUUUGCUGUUGAUCAAAAGUCGUGCCUAAGGUCAUUGUGUGCUAUGUGAAAAUUAAGCAUUAAUAUCAAGGCACAUGACAGAUGGACCUGACUGUGUUGUGAGUCGUAAUUAUUGUGAGUCGUAACUUAUAGAAAUGUAAAUAGACUUUGUUCAGACGAGGCGCACAAUUCCUUGCGGUUCCCGUGGAGUUUCUUAGGACACUCAAAACGGGGGAUGCACAGAAAUGGCAGGAAGUGUAGGCUUUGGACUGAGACCUUUUUCUGAGAGCCAAAGACCUCUUGAGGACCUCAUGUGGGGACAAAUGUUAGUCCUGCAUGAAGGUUAAGUGGCUAUUAGGGCCCUGUUUAAGUUAUUAACAGUAUGUGCAGUUAUUAAAACAUGAGUGUUCAUGAUGGCUUACGUUUACACUAAAUGUGAACACCACCUCUGGCAAGUUGCUGAAUUUUGAAGAAAGAUUAGGUCGGGUGCUCAUUAUUAGCCUGUCAUUUGUUAUUCUACAUUUGUUUUCUUCAUACACUUGAGCGAACAUCAGUGUAAGGUGAAAUACAAAGUUUGACGACUACCUGUCUGGCUGGGAAAAUGCAUGUUCUCCAAUGACAGAAAAUCAAGCACAGACAAAAAGAGUAGGGAACUUUGGUGAUGUCCAAGAGAAAAUAAAGACUGAAUUGAAUUCAAGUUUAGGCUGUCAAUACUGGAGCCUUGUUCGCAAUUUAGUGAUGCUGAAACGUCAUUAAAUUUCAUUACUCUUUUGGCCAGCGCUUCACUUCGCGUCUUUGGAUAAAAUCAGAACAAGGUGUGCCAUUUGAAAAGGGUCAAGUAAAUAUUAAAUUCCAAAAAAACGCCUUCAUUUUCAUAAUCAUGACCGCAUGCAAGGCCAAGCAGUGUCCAAGCUAUGUCUUUCGCGUCCCAGCAUUUUUGUUUCCGCAGCACCCUUUUAAAGAUGAAACCUGGUGUAGAUGGCCAUGCCGCAUUUCUCUCUGGGCUGUAUUCGGCAAAACUUUUCCCCAACAUCUCGUGGGAGGCCUGACUUCUUUGUUCUGCUCGAAUUGUACAAGUAGAAGUACAAGAAUUGUACAAGUAAGGUGGAAUUGUGUUCGUGUCAGCAAAUAAGAAGAUUAUUGCAUCGACCAGUUGGCCACAAAAGCAAUACACACAAGUAUGUGCACGUGUGUUCUAUCUGCGUACUAUUUUUGUAGGGGUCUGGUUUAUGCAAGAAUGCUCUUGUUUACUUGCUAUGCGCUAACUAAACCAGCAGCGUGUCUUUCUUGUGUUCAUGGAUUAGAAUUGAAGAAAGGGUCCUAGUUCGAGUUCUAAACAAGAAGGUUAUUUCAAAGUGAUUUACACUGGUUAUCUUAACCCUUUUACUCCCAGGCCUGACAUGUAGUCAUCCUAGCAGUUUGUACCAGUAUUGCAGUUCAUACCAGUAGUACUAGCAGUACUUUAUGCUGGACGUCUAGGUCUCCCUAAGGACAACUGCUACUUGAAUGGUUUAAACUUGCUGGUACUGGUAUGGUAGUACUGCUUCUACGAGUCCUGUUUGUCCAGGCCACAAUUAUUAUUUUUGCUUUUCUCGUCAAAAGCGAAACGCAGUCAACUCAUUUGAAGCUGUGCUGUUGGCACGUGUAUUUAGUGUGGCUAUUUCUGUUUUGAUUAUCAUGGGUCUACGCAAUCGAAGUAGAACCUCAUGGAUACAUUCCCAAUUCACGCAACUUCACAAUUUGUGCUCUCGUGGCUGAAGGCUCUGGAAAUGUCCUAUUUAGACGAUACAAUCCAAGUAUGUUUUUCCUUGUACAGUUUCUCAGAGAGUAUCAACAAGGCCCUAGAAUGUAUUCAAAAAUUGCACAUAUGCUGAGGGAGAGCCCCUGUGCUGUGUUUUCCUUCCUGAAUAUUUGGGAUGAAAUCAAGGAUAAAACUGUGUGUUGAGUGAAAAAAAUUCUUAUGGAAUAAAGAAAUUGUGAAGCUUUUUGCGUUUAUUUGGGAAAAAUUUUGGGAGUUAUGUGGUUGGAAUAAUAUGUAGCAUUAGUGGUGUAGAAUGGAUUCAGCCGUAGCACCAUCUUGAGGACGUAACAUUGUGGUGAAUGAAACCAUGGCAACGUGGAACAUUUGCUUAAGGAUAUUUUGUUGUUGUUGUUUAUGUUUAUUCCUGUUUGAAGCUAUGGUCUCCCAAAAUGGAUUGUCAAAGAAAAGUAAACAUUCACUGGAGAUCCACCAAAUAUGCUUUGCAAAAGUAUGUAGGGUGGAAUUUAGACUUGAAAGCUUUGAAGACGUUCUAGCUACUUGAUUAUUUCUACAAUAUAAACUUUCAUGUCUUUCUGAGAAACAAACUUUGCAAAUGGAAAAAAAGAAAAAUUAUCCUUAUCCGGCAGUCGAGCCUAGGACCACCGCUCUGCUUCAGCGCUUGCUAUUCCAAGGAAGCUUAAAGGAGCACUGACACAAAAUUUAUAAAUUGUUGCAUUGGUGUCGUUUAAUUAACCUGUACACACGCAUACCUUCGUCCAAGUAUUAAUGGAAGCAUGCAUGCAGUAGACAUCAACCUGUAGAACCUUGCGACUUAGAGAACAAACAAGGCAUGAAGGCAUAAAGUGACAUUGUGACGCUUUUGUGACGUUCAGCCUGCUUUAUCAAGCCAUCGGGUGGUAUGCUUACACGUGCAAAAGCUGGGGACAAUAGGACAACUGCCGUCACCUCCCAAUUGACCUAGAGCUGCGCAUUUCCUGCGAAUAUUGUCGCUCAUUUUCUUUUCUUAAAGCUGGCUUAUUCCACUAGGAAUGUGAGGGAAGUAAGAGCGAAGGAAAGAAAAGUAGAGGAACUGUCUUGGUUGCACAGGAAAUUUUUAGGGACCGUUUGCCAAUCCUCGAUGCUCCUAGUAUAAGAUACGCAACUUCAGCUGUAAGUGAGAAUGAAAUCUUGCCAUACAGUUCUGUUCAUUUGUGAUGAAACUAUUUAUAAUGGCAAGCGCUUGAAUCGAUGGGACUUGUUUGUUGCAUCCUGCACAGUAGACUUGCAAAAAUUCAAAAUAAAAUUAUAGCCGAUUCAAGGAGAUCCAAGUUUUGCUUCGCUUAUCAAUGCAUAUUAAAGCAGCAUGAUUGCGAGUUGCCCAAGGGUGCUCAAGCGUUUUGGCUUCCCAGAGCUGAUUAAAGUGGUAAACACUGCUGAUGAGGGAGCAUACAUUAGGUGCGAAGAGUUGAAAUUGGCCUAUAUUUGAUGUCCAGGCUUCUCUGGUGUGGACGAGUGUUUCUGUAAAAUGGCCCCACUCGGUCACUGCGGAAGCAAAUAUAUCGUGCAUGUAUCUUUUCACCUAUAUAUACUGGUAGAUCAAUUUUGGGAAUCGAUCAAUACCCGUCUACAUAUCCAUGUGUCAUAAUCUAUAAUUUUUGUCUUGAAAAGUAUCUUAUUCAAUAUUAAAAUAUUGGAAUUUACAAGAAUUUUUUUAAAAAUGUACAGUUUGUGGAAAUUUUUAAUUGAUGCAAGUUGGUGGCAUCGAAGGUGUCUGAAAUCGGCCCAAACGCAACAGUAAUGCAGCUACGUGCAAAGAAGGGAAAUUGUACUUUGGAGACGAAGGCAGGUAGACCCUCUUAGGGAGGCAAGCUUCAUUUUGAAAUGUGCCAGAAAGAAAACAUCGCCAUAAGACUCGCUGUCCCAUCCUAAGUACAUCACCAUUCCACCAGACAGCUCUGAUGGCUACAGUCUCUGGUAUUACAUGUUGAAAAGUGUGCGACGACGAUCGCAUGGCAGGCAGUUAUAGUGUUUCUCCACCAGGGCUGUGUGUUUGGUUAAGCCUAACUGGUUUGUAGUUCCAAAUGUGAGUUAACUGGCUCCAAACUGUUCUAAAAUUAACUUGGAAGCCAGUUUUGCAUUAAGAUUCAACAAGAGAAGCUGUAGGCACUUGUAUCUGCGCUUGUUGCUGGAUUUCUUUUUAAGCUUUAUAAUUUAGUGUCGCUUUGAAAAAAUUAGGUGCUAGUUCCUCAUAGUCAUUUUAUCAUUCCUUCAAGUGCUUGUGCCUGAGUGAUGAUUUUUGAUGUCUUGCAUGUUCGGAGCUCCUGCAGGAUCACAGAAAAAAAAAAUUCUGACUUCGUCAGUGGCGAGAGUUCAGUAGCACUAUUCUUCACGCUUGCAUGUGCUGGGCUAAAUAUGUUUAUUUGUGCUAGUGCAGUCAUUUAUGUUAAUGUGGCCAUCCCAUAGCUGCCACUCAUGAUUCGAGAUUUCAAUCUAAGGUAUUUACAAGUUGCGGAGCUUUUUCUCACGGUGCUUGGUAACCUUCGUUUCGACCUGAAAGUGUAACUCAAAAAAUGAAUGGACUGACAUGUUUUGUCAUCAUGCCACAUGAUGAUUCUAGUGACCACACAACUGUGCCAAUUGAUUAUGUUAACGGUGGCAUGGUGUGCUGCCAGAAGAAUGGUCCAUUUUCCCAGAAUAUUUCAGUUGGGCGGAAAUCUCCGUGCUUAUGUCACUGAUGUCCGCUUUAUAAGUGCGAAGUUCGCCUGUGACUCCAUUAUUCUUAGCAAGAUGCCAAAUUUGCAGGGUUUCUGUCAAUCAUGCACUGAUUUGCGCACUGACCAGGUGUAUCAACGCAUCUUGGCAAGCUUACUUGUGGAAGAGAGUGCCAGGAAUCUAUUCACAUUGAACAACGGAAGCUCCACGUGAUGACAAUGUUUUUACUUUCUUGCACACCCUUAGGUUCAGCUGUCCAUGGUUGGUUAGCCUGCCCAGCAUUUCUUGAAAGUGCAUAAUUCUAGUGUCGCGUGUCCAGAGCGACCUCGUAAGAGGUGUCGCGUGCACAGGUCGCAACGGGGCGUAAUGUCUUAAGAGAGGUUGCUCCCGUUUAGAAGGUCGAGACGAGCUGUCAUGUAAGCAGUGUGAAAAUACAUCGUGUAAGAAAAUAUGGGUCUUAGUACAAGAAGCAAGCAGUUUCACCGCCAGAUAUGUACGCAAGUUUACUAGUGAAAGGCCUACUAUAAAGGCAAAUGCAAUAUACGAUGAAAGCAGCAUCAGAAGUACAAGAAUGGGCAUCUCAGUGAUGUCUGAUUGAAGAAGAAGUUCACUACAGUUCUCACUGGCUCAGCUAUUUUUAGUUUAUCAUGUGACACUGUUCUGUUCAGAUGGAAAUCGCCAUCUUUUCUGGUAGAGUUGAAUGACAACAAUGCAGGGUUUUAUUAGACCGCUGGCCACAGAUAUCACUCGCGUGAAGUGGAGAUUGGGUGUUCAUUGCCUUUCCGAAGGAUUUAUGGGCUGCAUUUUGACAGUGGUUGUUAUGCUUGUCAGUUUACUCUUGUUGCAAUAUGUAAAUUAGCCAAUACUACUUAGGCAGAUUUCAUUUUUCUUUAAAUUUUGCAGUCUCUGAAACAUUUAUUGUUCAUCCGUGGCUCAAGCUUUGCUGAAAUACAUUUCGAAAAUGCAAGGAAGCUGCAUUUCAGUCAGCAGUUUUUCUUUUCUUUCCUGUAUCUUCCUCUCUCUCUUUCUUUUGUCUUUUUGCUGCUUCUAGUAUUGAUAAUUUUCAGGAAAAACGAAACAUGCCAUUUGGUAUAAGGGAUGGUAUAAGGGAUGUUCUUUCAAGUAUUCCAUGGCCUAGUAUUGAGUUUGAAAGCGUUAAAGUUAUAUAUUUCACUUCGUCUUUGUUGGAUGGUGUCUGCUGCCAUUGUGGUGCUUGCUUGCAAACCAGUUGUGUUCACGCCUGACUAUAAGCGCAGCAGCUUUUGUAACAUUUUAUCACAUUCUUGCGGAAGGAGCUAUGAGAAAACAAAAGCUCAUACAUCUAUUCUCUUAUGAGGAAGGUUUAGCUUGGGUGCUCCUAUCUAAAUACAUGUAAAAGGAGAAUUCGUUUUUCUCGGUAACCACUGCACCAAAUUUGGCAAGGUUUGUCGCAUCUAAAAGAAAAGUAAAAAUUUAGUGACUGUUGGUUUCGAAUUUUUGAUUUAGACCAUAAAUUUUUUAUGAAAAGAGUAGCAAACAUCGAAAAUGUUUAGAAAACGAAACUAUCAAGUUUACAACUCUUUAACUUCGCAAUGAAAAGCGGUAUCACAAUUAUGUGAAUUGCAUCUAAUAGUACCUCUAAAGCAGACAAAAUGGAUAUCUUACCCAUGAAUCACAAAGAAUUUAGUAAUAUGGCAAUACAGCUUUUGCAGAACUCUUGUAGACAACAUAAUAAAUUCAUGUAAGAUGUAAAGUGACAUAUUAAAUGUGUCCGCUUUCAAUUAUCUAGUUGAUGCUGUUUACAGAACCGCAAUAUCUGUUUUGAUGCAGAGCUAUUUGUAAACUCGUUCUUCUAUUUCUUCCUAACUUGCAGAUUUUCGAAAAUCCUUUUAACAAUAUUCAAGCCCUAAAUCAAAAUUCCGGUUCCAACAGUCACUAGAAUUGACCUUUUUCUCUCAAAUGCAACAAACUUCACUAAAAUCAGUUCAGGGGUAAUCUCGGAAAAACUUUUCUGCAUUUUACAUGUAUUUGACUAGGCUGCGUCAGAGUUGAGCCCGAGCUAAAGCUUCCUCUUAAUGCUGAAAAUCUGGCUUGAUGCAUCAGUAACAUAUUUUGUCAACUCUCCUAGUUAGCAGCUUUGCUCGCUUACUUAGAUGCCUCAUUGCAUGCACAUUGUUUGCACGUUUUGCAAAUUUUGUCAAGUGGAAUUGAGUAGUGGUGUCCUCGGCAAGUGUUUCUUUUUCUUCAUCCACCAUUAAGGGCCAGCUCAUUUCAUUCAACACGAUUGUAGCACUGCAUUUUAUUGCUGACUGCAUUUCGGUCGGACAUUGCUAUUGGACAUUAAAGUAGGUUAUAAAGCAGCUGUCUUAGUGACCAAAACAAAGGUCUCUGUGGUUACAUUUACCACAUGUUACUGGCGGCCAGUAAUUGAACGCAGUAACAGCACGGAAUUCGCCGAAGUAGGCUAGCUGUUACUGGUGAGCUGCGCCUGCCUUACUAGAGGCUUGAUUUAAAUGCAACAAUGAGUACUGGUUAUUGACGUUGCUGUCAAAUUCGACAUUAUGAAGCCGUCAACUGGCUAUGCAUGGAACAGUUACUUGCUCCUCGUGUAACUGUGUAGACGAGGCACAUGUGUAGUGGAGUACAAUAUCGCGACGACUGCACAAUCGCUAACUAAAUAAUUCGUCAGCAAUUGCUCAGCCAGUACAAGCACAGACAUUGGCUUCUGUUAUGCGGCUUGCAACUUUCACGUGCUUGGCCUUGUCGGGCUUCUCAGAACAUAGAGAAACACUAUAAAGAGAAAUAAUUUGAGCUGUAUAAGUAAAUUACUCAUCUACAAUACCAAAAAAAGGACGCUCUUACCGCGAGUGGAGGCUUGAUAAGUCAGAAAAAAUGCGAGAACAAAGGUGGGUGACAACACCACCUUGUGGUUCCUGCACAAACCAACUGCGACACGAUGGUAUUGACAGAGUCAGCGCAAUCCUAGAGAAUUUCUUUAUCUGUAAAAGUUUAAUUCAUUGUAGAGUUGAAUCCCGUUACAGUGAAGUCGCGUGUGACCUAAAAAUAGCUUUGAUAUACCCAAUGUUCGUUAUAAAUGCAUAGUAUAUGUUACACUAAUAACAAUGACAUAAUUUGUUAUUUACUUCACUAUAUCCGAUAAUUCGUUAUAUCUGUGUUAUAUCAUGGUUCGACUAUCGUAAAGGAGCCAAAGGCUGAACAUGGCAUGUUUCAAUAACUUUUCAUGAGCCAUAGCAGACCCCCGUGAUGCAUGACCUUGAUUUCAAGGGCACACUGGGGUUUCAUGUGCUCAAGCACGUAAUUCCUUUGUUAGUUUUAUGCCACUGUAUUAGUCUACGUCUACUAUGCUAUUAACACUAAUAUUAAUACUAUUAAAGAUAGAAUAAUACUGUUCAGUAUAGGAAGGUGGUAGUGUGGAUUAGAGAGCAGGGGCAGCAGGUAUUUUAGUUGAGAUUAAGAUGUGGAAGUUGGACAGGGAUGUAGUACAUAGGGCAGGUUAGCCAGGUGGUCUAUUAGAGUUAAGAAUGGGUGUAAGGCAAGGGAAGUGCAGUCGAUGACAACGGAUAAUUAGGUGGUGUAAUGAAAUGAGGAAAUUCGCAGGCAUAGGAUGGGGUCAGCUGGCAGAAGACAGUGGUGAUUGGAAAUCAAUGGUAGAGGCCUUUGUUCUCCAGUGGACAUAAGAAAAGGCUGAUGGUGGUGAUCAAUCAUCAUACCUUUACAUUCAGUAACGCACGUGUUACUACAGUACAGUUGGAAGGUAAAGCAGUGAAGUAAGUCCUAAUGAUAGAGGGUGGGGUGCCUUGAUUGGGGGCAGAAUAAUGUGUGCAGAAGCAGCGUCAACUGUGUUAUUUUAUACUCAAUACCACGCUUUGUAGUGUUUCGCAGUGCAAGAAUGGCAACUCUGGCUAUCGUUGGGUCAGGGUUACUCUUCGAAGCAGUAGUGCCUCAAGAACAAUGACUGGAAGAUGUAAAUAACUUAAUUGCCCUGUGCUCCUGCACCUUGUAGGUGUGUUUGAUCAGUUUGGUAAUGGUGCAACUUGGACUGAUAGGUAGAGAGAUAGGAGCGAGUAGAGAGAUUUUUGUGGAAUACAAGGUGAAAUGAAACAGACACGCAUUGAAUAAUAACUAUUCUCUACGUAAGUAUUAAUACCUUGUCAAAAGGGAAUACACUACAGUUUUGCAUCUUCCAGUCCUUGCUUGUGUGUUGCUACUGACCUCAACAUUUCAUUUCCAGGUUGCAUUAUUUUUUCUGCAAAUAUUUAUAGAAGGAAGCAGAAUUGAAACUAAAAGCAACUUACUGCUGAGGUUUAUUUAUAAUUAUUAUUUGGGAAGACUUGUACUCCAUCUCAGCAAGUCUGUGCAGCACAGCAAAAAGUACGGGUUGAGUUGGCCAACCAGAACAGAGAAGGGCUCCCCUGUUGUCCUGCUGUGAUCAACCUCUGUGCGAUGUCAACUGAAGGAUUAGCAGUGCGCAACGGGUGAACCCUCCUUUCUUGGAACACACAAUCGGCUCUCGUUACUGACUGGCUGACAGGAAAGUUCUAGCCUUUGCUGCAUUGUACCGAGUAGUUCUGAACAGGGUGUAACAGCUAGUCUUGAGCCUCCUAUCGGAGAUUGCGACAAGAAUCCAAAUGGUUGUGUGUGUGGGCCCCAUGUUUUUAUAAAGUGUUAAACAGCUUGGUUGAUUUUAGUCUGUAUGGCACAAUCUUUGGUUGUCCUAUCUUUUAUCUUUUUUCCCCUUCUUGGAUUCUGUUCAGGUGUCUGUGUUGCGUAGAGAGGUGUUAAAUGUAACCACAUUGUAAUAUGUUCUUUGGUUUGCUACUACUGCCUUGAGUGCUGUAUCUUUCCUGCGUGUUGAGUGCAAGUUGAGCUCUUUUAAUGCAGCUUUGGCUACACAGGCUGUCAAAAGUAUUUACGGUACAACAAGAAAAUGUUGCAUCCCAUUUGCAUUACACAAUAAGUGAAACAUGCUGAUCAAAGCUAACAAGACCUGGCUUGCGGCCAUAACUUUAGUAGUUUGGGAGGUUGUGAUCCUUUGUUUUGUAGUGCGGGGUUGUUAAUUUCAUUGCUUGCUACUUUUGUACUGGCUUCCCUUACAAUGUUCGUCAUAGAAAGUUUGUCGUCAUUCUGCUUACUUUUAGUUGCACUGGGUAGACAUUGUGUUGAGAUGAUGCAGAAUAUUGUGCAUGAUUCUUGCCCAGAGUUGUGCCUCUUUAUUCACAACCACAUUGCACACGGCCAAUUGUGAGUUAACCAGAAGUGUUCUUGUCAGAGUGUCUGGUUUUGAGAACAAAUCAUGGUGACAGCACACGUCAAGAACCCCGUAGUUCCUAGAAGAGCUGCGCUUUCUCGAUAUCCUCUGUAGCUGUGGCUUUGUUGACGGCUAUCACCCACAUGUGGCUACACAUGCACAGGUAUUUUAUUUUGUACUGGCUCUGGCUCCCAAUUCGUACAUGACGUAACGGUUACUACUGUCAAGGGUUGUCUUGGGUCCUCUUCCCUUUCCUUUGACGUCUAUUUUGGUUUGCGAAGGAGAGUUUAUAGUGUAUAUAGUGUAUCCAUUGGCCCACGGUCAUGUUUCGCCAAUGCAGGCGAGUGUGAUGCCUCUUCUCAUCUAUCUUGGUAUUGAUCCAUGUGUUUGUAUAUGGUUAGCUAACGCACAAUGCGACAUAUGUAUAGCUUGAAAGUGUGAAAGAAACGACGUAUAUGUGUUCACAACACGGUUGAACCUGUAACUGUGUGUGUUAUCCUGUUUAUAGAAGCAGGUUGCUAGAAGGUGUGGCCUCACAGUGUGUGUUGUGGGACUGUCUUGAUCGCUGUUCUCGCUGCUGGCAAUUGUCGGGAGUGUGGAAGCUGCUUCCAGGAAGGUGUGCUUGAGGCUCUAACAGCUGCGCAGAUGAUUUUUAAUUAGUGGUGUGCAAAUAUUUGAAGCUUCAAAUACUGAUCAAAUAGUCUUUGCUUUGCUUCGUAUUUGAUUCGAGAAUUCACUGUUCAAAGGUAUAGAAUAUUGCUUUCUGUCCGAAUACUAUUAGGGACAACAACAGUUGUUGCAGUCUACAAGAAGAGAGACCAAUGUAAUAAGUGCUGAUUAAAUCAUUACUGUUAUAGUCAUUGGUGUACCAGAUGCAUUCACCUUUUCAUUGUUUCUCAUUUACAAGUCUCUUAAUUGACCUGACGUUCAGCUGUUAAAGGCAAUAUAUGUGCCACAUAAUGUAAAUGUUUUCUUUUGUUGCAAACGGAACUUGCAGAACCUUUAUAUUUUGCUUUGUUUAGAAGGAACACAUUUCGGUAUUUGAUUCGACAUUUGAAAGUUAUUUUUCUUUCAUAUAUGUAUAUUUAAUUAGAAAGUUUCGCUAUUUGUUUCACCUGAAUUAUUAAUAUGAGAAAUUAUCUGCUUAAAUGAUUCAGGUGGUGCAGAAAUUGACUCUUUUUUCUCUGUUCUAAACUUGCCAUUGGUUUUUGGCAUUUUGUUACAUUGCCUCCAAGUUUAUUGACUCGAAAGGUUAAGUAGAUGCAAUGCGUAAAAGCAUGCUGUACCAAAAUUCUUUUUUUGUUUUUCCUUCUAAAGGUGAGCUAGUAGGAUCCACCAUCCAAAGUGCUUUGUUUAUGCCAUCGUGAUCCAUUCGGCUGCAAUCUGUGGGUCAAAGUUGAGGAGGAGGACGUUUGCGACAUGGCAUCCACUUACGUUCAGCCAAGAUGGUUGGCAUCUUCAAGUGCACAUCUUCCUGGGAGCAAGCUCCAACUGAUGGUUUGCCCAUGUUGUAAUUGACUGUCAUGCAUAUUGAGUGGAUGUGUGAUGCCCCAGGCAUCCUGGCUUACUAGCCUCCUAUGUGUUGACGUGUAUACUCUGGGUGUUCCAUCUGGUGUAACGUUUGUUGGCCUAGCGCAUGUGGGCACUGUCUGUAUGAGCGGGGCUGUGUGCAAAAACAAGGUUGGUGUUUGCCCUUCUUUUUCGUUUUGUCUUACCAGCGGGAUGCAUUGCACGGAACCACUCUAGUUGCUGCUUCGCUUUGCAGGUACCAUUGUGGUCGUGACAUGCUUGUAGCACCAGUCAAGGAUUCAUGUUGAAUCAAGCUAAUUGCAGUCGGGAUGCGUAACAUUUCUUUCACUGUUGUUCUAGAUGUGAUAACUGAAGUUAAGCAACCCUUGCAAAUGGAAAUUUUUGCCUCUUGUACCCCUAGUGACGAUGCAUACCACAUAAGGUAGGCAGUAUCAUUCCAGGCCAUGUGGAACGUCUCAGAAGUCUCCAUGCGAAAAAGUAAAUGAGCACAAGACGAGGCCUAGAGGCUCUGCAUAAGGGUGAAAGAAUGACUUGUGCGUUUACAGCAUUGUACUGCAGUGCUGCCCACCAAGCAGUGCAACAUUAUACACAUUGGCCAGAGGACUGCCUAAUGUGCGCAUAAUAUAAUGCCCGAAGUCUAGGCUGGUUGCUUGCGGGCUGCACAGUUAUAUUUGCACGCUCUUGUAUGACAAGACGUUCUGCCCGAACAUCUGGCACAAGGAAUGAGUAGAUUGCACAUCCGUCAGGCUUGCACUGAACGCUUGAAAUAUGUUGCUGGAUGGUCGCAUUUCGAUUAUCUGCUAAAUAUAUCUGUGUUUUCAAUAUUGAUGUAUCUAAAUGUUCAUGAACGCCAAUGCCGUAUACAUGACGGACCCUAGGCCAGUGUAGCUGCUGCGGCAGCUUUUUGCCCAGGUGCCCCACCCCUAGUUCAAUUUGUUCCGAAAAAUAAAGUUGUACACACGCAUGCACACACACGCACACGAGGACGAUCACCUGGUAGCAAGUCAGCCAUAGCGCACACAAGUAGUUGGCACGAACACAAUAAGUGGAACUGAACGAACUCAUUCUGUCACGGGGUAGCGCUGUCGCGGGGUAUAUGCGCCAUGCAAGUGGCAACCACUGGACCAGCGUAAACAGACCGGGCAGCACACACGCUUUGCCGUUGUCGCAGCUUUGAAACCCAUGGUUGCACUUGUGGUAGCUUUGCUCGUGAUCUCUGGACUUUGCAGUCAUCGGAGGUUUUGCUCUCACGAGCAUCGGCUCGCUUCUGUGCGAGGAGCCUGCUCAGCCUGAUAAUCAGUGACCGUGGACUUGUACUGGCUGGUUUCGGCGCAUUGCUGUUCAGUACAUACUAGUUUUGCGUUGUGCUUAUAUACGUGCCAAAUGGACCUCUGAAAAUGCUGUCGAGGGAUAUUAUCGCAUAGGAGGGAAAAAAAAAAGCCCACACAAAAGGGGGAGAGAGACUCCUCCUGUGUGCGCGUCAUUUUCCACGCUACUUCCCGUCAACUGCUAUGCAAGAUCUAGUCCUUUGGGAAAAAAUUAUGCACAUAUCGCACAUCUGCUCCACUCGCCUCGCAGAACUUGUUCGCCCGUGAUAUCUUGCCGUAUUAUAUCCCGUGUUGCCAUGCCGAUGUCGGUAUUUUCCAAAAUAGGCUUUAGUGAAUGUGCGUUCAUUACCAACUAGUAUCAAGGAAUCGUAUUGAGCAUGCAGGUAAUAUCAUCACGGAAAUGUGUUAAUUCCAUGCACAUGCGGUGAAGCGAGUGCAGAAAGGCACGUACCUUUCUUGGAAGUUCGGAGUGUAUAAAAGAACCCUGAUGAUAUCAGUUCCUACGAGAAGUAUUGACACAUGCAGUGGAUUGUCUGUAAAGUUUUGGAUAGUUAGCGCACCCUGAUAUUCUGUGUCGUAGUCACAACUAGGUGAAAUGCUUGUAUAUAUGUCUUCGUGUGGAGCAGGAUGUUGCUAUGGCAACGAAGGCAGCUAAAAUAUGUACUGUGAUCACGUACAAGCAACCAUGCUAGAGAUUGCCAGACUAUGUGCCCCUGUAUUCCGUUUUCGUAGCAGGUAAACAUCCAGGGGCAUAUGACCAAAGAAGGCGCUUAAAACCAGACUGGGUCUUUGAAACAUGAGCGUCAUCGUUACCACUAACCUUUAACUGUCAGUCUAGAGAGUUGAUGGAAAGACAUCCUUUGACUAUAUGUACGUUAACGUAUCGCAGUGCUUGCACACACAGAAAAAGUUAGAAUGCAGACAUACGAAUGGAUUUCACUGAAAGUCGUGUCAAACAAAUGGGUAGUCAAAUGAUAUAUUUCUAUGAAAAACACUUAAAAAAUCUAGGCUUUAUUUAUAUUAUACAAGUGUUUAUCUGAAAGCAACAGUAAAGACUUUCCCAAAUCGUGCAUUGUUACAUGAGGAAAAAAAAUGAAAAGGAAAACUAAAUCGGAGUGUUUCAAAUUUUGAGGUUGACUGGUCGGCCGGCAGUGCGGUUUGCUCUUGUGCAUGAUACGUGGGCUUUUUGUGGUAUCUAACUUUUCUUUCAUGUGAAAGCAUAAGCGUACAUCUAAACUUUUCACAAGCAGCGCCUAUUUCACCUUUCCCGAAUUUUUAUCUGCUAGUCCAUAUAUUUUUUUACCUUCACUUCCCUAAGAAACAACAAAUUGCAAUCAGGCGCACGUGCAGGCGAUAGCACAACAAAGCGUUGUGGAAGUGUGACAUAAAAGUAGAGUAGCACAUUUCUUGUUCAGGGCAGGUUAAUGCUUGGUUCAAACCACGACUGGCCCAUCGAACUUCCAUACCUUCUGGUGCAGCACCGUUGUAGAGAAAGGGACAGACGGCCGUACUUACGAACGCCCGUUUUCCUUCCUCUAAUGACCUGUGUUUUUUUUUUUUUUUUUUUUUUUGCUCACUCCUCUUUUCUGUGCAUCUAAUCUUUAUGGGCUGUCCUAGCUAACGUUAACCAAGUUGUUAUAAGAAAAAUAAAGAGAAAUAAAACACUGUGAUAGAUGCGGUGUUUGUCACAGGUUGGAAAAAAUAAAGCGAAAUAAAACACGGUGAAAGAUGCGGUGUUUGUCACAGGUUGGACGACCUAACCGUAAGUCUUAUAACCGUAUCCCUCGACAUCCUUCUUUUUUUUUUUUCUUCUAGCACCUUGGAUAAGGUUAGUUGGGACACACAGUAUAUGCAUGAGCAGGUGACAGCAGGUAACCUCUAUUACACAUUUGCGUGUUCCCUAGCUGCUGCGUAGUCUCCAGCGCCGAAGCUGCACUCGCGCCGACAGUGCCCACACGCGCAGGGUUUUUCAUGUUUCUGCACACACGUCUUGGGCAGGAUGUACAGAGUGACGCAGUGUUUCCGACGAUUCUCUCUCUCGACUGUAUACAAGUGGCUCACUCGCACAUAUGUGGCCCGAAAAGCGUGUUUAUUCGCGCUCAUCUAUACGCGGUGUUGUUUUCUGGAUCGACGGCCGUUUUCGAUACGCGUCUGUUGUUGCGGCAGUGCCACCUCUAUAUGUGAUGCUGUGGCUUUCUUUUCCUCAUUUAAUUUAUACAAGGAAGGAGAUGAAAAUGAAGUAAAAAAAUAAUAAAAGGAAGAAAAGUUUGA